CCCCGCCUCCGCGGCGCGCGCGGAUGCCGUUACCCGCCCGCUCUUCCUCCGCCCGCCCCGGCCGCGCUCCCGCCGCCGCCGCCGCUGCCGCCCGCCCCGCUUUGCUGUCCCAUGGCGCUGAAGCGGAUACAGAAAGAACUAAGUGAUCUGCAGCGAGACCCACCGGCCCACUGUUCUGCCGGACCUGUUGGAGAUGACUUGUUUCAUUGGCAAGCAACAAUUAUGGGACCUCCUGAUAGUGCAUAUCAAGGGGGAGUAUUUUUUCUCACAGUACACUUUCCAACAGACUAUCCUUUCAAACCACCAAAGAUUGCUUUUACAACAAAAAUAUACCACCCAAACAUAAACAGUAAUGGAAGUAUUUGUCUUGAUAUCCUGAGAUCGCAAUGGUCACCAGCUCUGACUGUAUCUAAAGUUUUAUUGUCCAUAUGCUCCUUACUUUGUGAUCCUAAUCCAGAUGAUCCUUUAGUACCGGAUAUUGCACAGAUCUACAAGUCAGACAAGGAAAAAUACAACAGACAUGCAAGAGAAUGGACUCAGAAAUAUGCAAUGUAAACUUGUGAAGACUUUUUCAUAUACCACAGAGUACUGUAAAUUCUAGGGUUUUUUCAAAAUUAGAAGGAAAUGGAGCACAGUUUACUGUUUCAAUGUAUCAUGAUGCCCCUUGAAUUUUUUUCACCCGUGUAAGUGUGUUUCUGGAGCAAAGGAGAACAAACUUCCAAAAAUAACCUUAUGACUGUGAUAAGAAUAUUUAUCCUCUUUGUAUGCUUUGCAGAAGACAUUUAUUAUGGUUUUUAAGAGUUGGACUUCUACAUCUUCAGACUACGAGAUCCAUAAUGCAGUUGUAAAGCAACCAAAUUCUUUUUGCUGGAAAAGUAGCUGUUUUUACAUGAUGAAUACUGUAUGUGUGUCCUUAAAGUACGUUGUCCGUUUCAUAAGUGUGUUCAAAUUUCAUUUUGUUAGUUCACUUAUAUAAUUUGUAUUUUUUUUACUGUAUAGACUAAAUAUUUUAUUUACCAUGUAAGUCAUUUCAUUUUAGACUUACUUGCUUGUGCACAGUAAUGACAAGAUACAACUGCUAGUAAUGAAGUAACUGGAGUAUCCCACCCGUUAGGAUAUUCUAAAAACUGACUGCAGAUUUCUUAAAACCUAAAAUGAUCUUUGCACUGUAAUUCUUUGUAUGCUAAUUAUGGAGAAACACUUGUUUUUGAUUCUGUUGCAUACUUGACUUAAUUUUAUUGCAAUGUGAACUAAUUGCACUGCUAUGUAGAAGGAUACAUAAUCGUUUUGUUGCUAUUCACAACUGAUUUUUGACAUGUGGGCAACAUAACACUAUCACAGACCUUUUACAAAUCUAAAUGUAGCCUUUUCCAUAUAAAUAAAAUGCAUUUUCUACUA
Messenger RNA from Harpia harpyja (harpy eagle), 1398 nucleotides. RefSeq names its product ubiquitin conjugating enzyme E2 D1 (gene UBE2D1). NCBI's taxonomy places the organism in Eukaryota, Metazoa, Chordata, Aves, Accipitriformes, Accipitridae. Gene Ontology annotation, cellular component: nucleus. Gene Ontology annotation, molecular function: ubiquitin conjugating enzyme activity. The record is from RefSeq and is a predicted model, not a curated record. Gene Ontology annotation, biological process: protein polyubiquitination; ubiquitin-dependent protein catabolic process. The transcript has 7 exons. Bases 112 to 555 code for a protein of 147 amino acids.